GGAUGCUCAACCCGGAAGUGUUUAGGGAGGUUCAGGGCGAACAGUACAAACCUCCUCUUCUCCACAUAAACCACACCGUACGUUUCUGGAGGCUGUACUGGAGGUGGAUUUGCAUUUAUGAAGGACUUUUUCAUAUAAGAAGGAACCUGAGGCUGUGGAGACAUGGUGGGCUAUGAUCCGGGUGCUCAGUCCGCCGCCCUCUCCCCUUAUGAGGCAGCUUUUGCAGGUUCAGCAGCUGGGAUGGUCACCAGAGCCCUCUGCAGCCCCUUCGACAUCCUCAAAAUCCGAUUUCAGCUGCAGAUAGAGCGGGUCUCUUCAACAACGCCGGAGGGGAAGUACAGGGGAUUAUUUCAGGCAACACGCUGCAUUCAUUCAGAGGAGGGACUCUCUGCUUUCUGGAAGGGCCACAUCCCAGCGCAGCUCCUCUCCAUCUGCUUUGGAGCUGUCCAGUUUACCAGCUUCGAGCUUCUGACCGAGCUGGUCCAUAAGUCAACGCCGUAUGACAGUCAGACGCCAGGAGUUCACUUCAUCUGUGGCGGCUUGGCAGCCUGCUCUGCUACGGUCGCCUGCCAGCCUCUGGACACGCUGCGGACACGCUUUGCAGCUCAGGGAGAGCCCAAGGUAUAUAAAAACCUGCGACACGCCGUUUCUACGAUGGUGCGUUCAGAGGGAGCCCUGACGUUUUACCGUGGCUUGUCUCCAACAGUAAUGGCAGUGUUUCCUUACGCUGGACUUCAGUUUUUCUUCUACAAUGUCUUUAAGAAACUUUUGUCUCCAUCAUCCAAAGCAGAAAGCUCAGGAGAAAACAUCAGAACCCUGAUCUGUGGCAGUGGAGCCGGGAUGAUCAGUAAAACGGCUACGUACCCCUUUGACCUGUUUAAGAAGAGGCUGCAGGUGGGGGGCUUUGAGGCCGCUCGAGUUCACUUUGGACAGGUGCGGAGUUACAGAGGCCCGAUAGACUGUGCAGUUCAAAUAGCCAAAGAGGAAGGGCUGCGAGGCUUCUUCAAAGGCCUUUUCCCCAGCCUGCUGAAAGCCGCACUGUCAACAGGAUUCACCUUCUUCUGGUAUGAAUUUUUCGUCAACGCCAUCCACAACGUCAAGAGCGGACAAAAAACUCAUGUCUCUGGCGAAAGCUUUGUGGGAAGAUGAUGAGGAACAAUAUAUCACACUGUCACGCACAUUUAACUCUGAACAACUCUCUGAAGCCUGGUCAGUGUCGGUUGUGGAUUCUGCUUUGUUUACAUGAAAGGAUGGAAAACACAACCUCAUUUAUUCUGUUUUUUUUAUGUCCUUCCAUUUUGUUUUAUAGAAACUGUCUUGUAUAAAUGUAAUAUGCUGAAAAUUUUGCACAUUUUCUGCUGAUCUCUGUGAGCUUAGGCUAACAUGUAACAAUCUAAAAGAAAGGAAACGUUCAAGUAUGAGGAUUGUUUGAAAGGAGGAAUAUGAGCACUUAAUAUUUAUUCAGACACAGUGGUGAACAAAAGUACGUUUGGAGUACAGGAGAGACCAAUAAUUCAGAGUUUAUCUUGUCAAUUUAAACUCUGAAAAGGAAUAUUGGUCAUGAAGAUAAGUUCUGUGAUCUACUGACAGUGAGAUGUGUGUUUUUAAGUGUGUUACAGUAAAGCUAGUGCAUAUUUGGCAAAUGCCCUAAUAAAAGAAAUCCUUUUUAGUGUCCAUCUCAGGUGUGGACAUGACUUGAGCCUCUGCCACUCAGAAACCUGUUUUACAUGAUAGUACGUUGAAAAGGAUCAUAUCAGAGCUUGUGAUUUGAUCAGAAAGUCAAACCUUCUCGUGGAGUUCUGUUUGUUGUUUCAGGGUGUGCCACGUUUUUAUUGUUAAAGGAUCAUUUAAAGAAGAACCGUGUAUUUCUGACCAUUUAAUCCAUGAUAUCUUUAUUUCAAUGCAGGAGUGUUUUUUUUGUUGUUGUUGGAAUAUGUUGUUGGAAUUUAUUAUGUGGAGUUUAUAACCAAAGAGAAAGUGUGGA
Salarias fasciatus (jewelled blenny) is the source of this 1984-nucleotide messenger RNA. It is a transcript of the gene slc25a19, whose product is annotated as solute carrier family 25 member 19. The transcript has 7 exons. Gene Ontology annotation, biological process: transmembrane transport. Lineage: Eukaryota; Metazoa; Chordata; Actinopteri; Blenniiformes; Blenniidae. The coding region runs from base 163 to 1149 and encodes 328 amino acids. The record is from RefSeq and is a predicted model, not a curated record.